AUGCCGAGUUCUCUGCAAAAGCGUGCGGGCAACCGCGCGCUCAGGACGAACCCACCCAACGCCAACAUCCAUCUUGGCCGGUGGGGUAGUGAUUGGGGCUAUGUUGUCUUCUGUGUCAUGGCGGCGUCGCUCAUCGGUCUCCUCAUCUGGUCCACCAAACUCGCUCGAAACCGCCGAACGUUCCACUACCUGUUCAUACCCGUGCUCGCCAUCUCGUCUGUGGCGUGGUACUCGAUGGCCAGCGAUCUCGGUGCAACUCCUGUCACAGUUCAGUUCCGCCACAAUAGCCCGCUUGGUCCCGGCUCGCGCUAUCCGACGCGCCAGAUCUGGUUCGCACGCUACAUCGACUGGACACUCACCACGUCGCUUCUCCUACUCAGCCUGCUGCUCAUCACCGCACUUCCGCUUUCGGUCAUUUUUAUCACGCUCUUCUUCAACGUCUUGAUGAUUGUCUGCGGCCUCCUAGGUGCGCUGACUCCGACGCGAUACAAGUGGGCCUACUUUGUAAGUGCCAUGCCCAACAUCAUAGCGGUGCCAAAGAUCAUCGCGCUAACUCUAGUCUCGUCUGCAACGUCUGCUAGGUGUUUGCAUGCGCUGCACUCGGCUACGUUUUGUAUCACAUCUUUGCAUCGGGUCUACGCUCGGCUAGACGGCUCGGAGGGCUUUGGAAGGGCGUACCUGACGGGCGCAUCUCUGCUUGCUGUGAUCUGGCCCAUGUAUGCGAUUUGCUGGGGUCUCAGCGAAGGCGGAAACGUCAUCGGCGUCAGCGAAGAGUUCAUCUUCUAUGGCCUUUUGGACAUUGUUUCGAAGCCGUUGUUUGUGUUCCUCCUGCUUGGGAUGCUGCGUGACUGCGACUACGGUGCACUGCGACUUCGAUCAGGCAAGAUCACCGAGUCAAGGAUCGAAGAACGCGACCGCGACCAUGCACCCGAGACGCGCCAGCCCGAGCAAGCAAAGGCUUUCGAAGGACCCACACAGCCUGGCGCCGAAAGCGGCCUUGCACCAGCUGAUAAUCAGUAUCCGGCCUCUCAGCAUCGUCCACUCUCGCACACCUCGACCCGGCCCGAACCGACGGGCUACCUCAUCGACCAGAACUUUCCGUUCGAAGAACCCGAAGAUAAGGACAUUGUCUACAUUGGUAGCAACGUCAACCUCCCUAUCAGCCUCGUCACCUUCAGUAUCAAUGAUACUCGCACGGACGAGGAAGUGGCUGCAGACAAAGAGUACCUCCUGCGUCACAAUGACAUGACCUAUACCAAGAUUGUUUCGGACGCCCAAAUCCUUGAGGACUUCUACGUAAAAGCCAUCAACCUCCUUGUCCAUGCAUAUGAUCACGCUGACUUCGAUAAGCUCAAGGAGAUCUGCCGCUACCUCAAGCACCGCCAAUUUGACUACUGGCCCGCUCAGGGCCUCACCUUCACCAAGAUUAGCGAGACACUUGCUGUGAAGCUUGCUGAAGCAUUUGCUUAG
Moesziomyces aphidis is the source of this 1470-nucleotide messenger RNA. NCBI's taxonomy places the organism in Eukaryota, Fungi, Basidiomycota, Ustilaginomycetes, Ustilaginales, Ustilaginaceae. The record is from the annotation of a GenBank genome assembly.